UGGGCCAGGGCUUGGGCAAGUCGCUGCAGGGUAAGUGCUGCUGUGGGCUCUCACAGACACCUCUGCUGUCCGUUCCUACAUGAUUUGCUCUCCGCGUCGCUGUGUCCAAACAGAGGCACUGCUGUGUUUCUCCCGGGGAAGCGGUGCGGGUCGGACGUGUGCGUGGUGCUGCAGGGACUGCACACAGCACUGCGGGCAGCCGGCUGUGCUCUGCGGCUCCUGAGCGUGUGGGGCAGCACUGGGGCCGUGUGGGGCUGCGUGGGGCCGUGUGGGGCUGCGUGGGGCUCUGUGCCCACAGCCUGCUGGCAGCCGGGGCCGCCCGGCUCCUCGCUGUCCCCUUAGCUGUAGUCUGAAGAGCUGGCGGGCUGUGAGCGGUCCUGCUGCCCCCGUGGCCCUGUAGAGCUGUGUCUGUGCUGUGUGGGACUGUUGGAGAAGUGAGGGGCUCUCUGUGCCAUGGAAAUGUGGUGAGCUCUCCAUCUGAGGCACUCUGACUUCUCAGACAGGGCUGCACUGGUGGUUAAUGCUUUUCGCUGCCCCUAAUCGGGUUCCAUUUGGAGUUCUGCAGUUAAUGCAUGGCCUUCUUAUUGUCCCUGUGCCUUGUGCCAGUGCCCAGGGGCUGUAGCUGUCGCCCCUCAGCGUUCUGCUGUGGCACGGCGUUGGCUGGGUGCAAUCCUCAGCCUGCCUCCUCCUCUGGGUGUCUCUUUGUCCCUCUGUGUGGGAGCAGUGAGCCGAGGGAAGGCUGGGCCCAGCACACCUGCAUGAGGCCACGGCCACGGGGCUGCCGGCAACGUGGGGGGCGAGAGGCAGCUGUGGGGACUUGCUGCUGUGCCCUUCUGCUUGACAGCAUAGAGUGGGCUGUGUUGAAAGGGCCCCGUGGGUCGUGGAGUGCCACCCCUGCUGCACCAGGAGGAGCUCCCUGCUGGCGGUGAGCAGCAUGCAGCACUGCAGGGCACUGCUCUGCGGGUGUUUCAUUCAUUGUCCUGUGGCUUUUCUACCUGAAUCAUCUCCAAGCCCAUCUACAAACUGAAGAAAGGAAGCAGCGGCAUCCAGUUUGAGCCAUGCUCUGGGAGUCUGAGGAGUGAGGGCACUUGGUGUGCACUGAGGACGGGAGAGCAGAACAGACAGAUCUUCCUACUUUCACGUUCCAUUCAUCAGAACAUCCAAUGGAGAUUUCUAAAGAGGUUGAGGAGAGAACACAGAGCUGCUGUGCUGUGAGCGCUGUGCUGGAGCCUGAAGGAUGUCUGACACCGCAGAGCUCAGAGCACUUUGGAGUACUGUUCACCAUGCAGACAUUACCUGGCGCCCUGCAUUCGGCAGCAGAAGGGCUUUGCAGCCAGGCCUCGGAGCUGAGCUUGGUUUGCAUACACUGAGAUCACCCUCACCUUAUUUCCACGUGGCAGACCUGAACGAAGCAGGCGCUGACUUCCACCGUCACGGAGCCGUUCCGCCAAGCCGGGGCUCCCUGCCUAAUUUCAGUGCCCCUGGAGGUGGCACUGCAGGGCCGUGCGUCAGCAGCCAGGGGUUGUGCACCCACAGCAGGGGUGGCUGCAGGGGGGGCAGCUGUGGGAGAGGCCCGCUGGUUUUCUUCCAUCGCCGCAGGGAGCACUGAGCAGAGGAGCUGUGCUUGGCAGAGGUGGGCCCCGUCCCUUCCAAAGCCCUCUCUCGGGGAGCUGUUCGCUCUGCCCCCCUUCAGACCUCACCCAGCCCCUCUGUGGUUACUCAGCCCACCUGUGGGGUCUUUGGGCUGUAUCACAGAGGUGAGCCACAUCUUGGUGCUUUCUGUGACCACGUGGGCUGCUGAGGUCGGUCACAGCAGGGCUGGUUUGGCAGCCGCAGCCCAGAGGAACGCUCAGGGUUCACAUUCCAGAGGUGUCGAGUGCUGGCUCCGUCAGCAGCUCCCCAAAUGGCCGGCAGCUCAUCCAUCCCUGUGUUUUUCCAUUUGGUAAACCCUCUGAUCUCACAAAGGAGAUGUUUGUGAGGCCCUGGGAACACAGAACAAUGCGCAUCCGAGAAAAACAGCGCGAGGAAAUGAGGAAUUCUGGAUUCCUUUCGGGGGUUUGGAGCUCUGUGAGAGGAUGGAAGAAAAGGAGAAGAAUUGGCAGCGCCGUUAGUCACGUUAUGAUCCUGGACUUGUUGUGGUGAUGGUAAACUUAGCAGUGGUAAUUUUUAAUUUUCAGACUGAAUUACUCCUUUUGUCAUCAGUGCACCAAUAUGUUAGGCUUACUUUCUCUGUUGUAGCCAUCAUCCUUCUGCUUGGUCUUUCAUUUUCCUUUCCUUUCUUUAUGCACACUUGUCUGAUCCUCGUUCAUUCAAGGGUAUUGCUAAGAAGGGACGUUUCUGUUUGUGUUAGAACUGCCAAAAUCAGUUUAAACGUCAAUUUCUAAUACUGUCCAAACUUGAUUUUCCCCACUGUGGGCACCAGCACUUGCUACUGCAAUUUACAAAGAGAUCUGGAAAACCUCUGCCUGCCUUAGAAGGCGAAAGCACCGCCGCUGUUUGUGCGCGGGGCUUUUCGAGGCGGCACCCGAGCUCUCCGUUGCUGGAGAACUGAACCCAAAUCCGAACCAAAACGAAGCUGAGCUGCAGAAUGGUCGGCACACGUGGCCAGCCGUGCUGCUCGGGUUUGCCAGCCCUGCCUGAGACGUUACGAAAGUGAUGCUGCGCUUAGGAAGCCAUUUUUAUAACCUGUCUUUAAUUUGGUCCUUUUGCUAAAAAUUGCAGUCACUGCUUCCUUUAUUAUACCAUUGGGCGAAAGAGAAACCAUUCCAAAGAGGAACGGCAUUCAAACAGCCAAAGGCAAACGUGAUCCCAAAGAGCCACUUUGCAUCGGCGCGAUGGCCGUGGUCGGAAUUGUGGCCACGUGCCCACGGGCGCACCUAAAAGCAGUGCAGCCGCGGAGCAGAGCCGUGUGCCUGCCUGAGGCAGAGCCGUGCUGCUCGCUCCACAGCCCAGCAGUUGUUGUGCUGUGGCCCUGGAGGAGCGCUCUGCAUCCAUCCCAGCGACCUCAGCCCUCAGUGCCCUGCGUCGCAGCGUCGCUUUGGCCUGGCAAGGCCUGCGCAUCUCAGAGCCCAAAGGUAUAAUUGUGUUGUAUGUGUGUAUAACAAAGCAGGUGUUUACGCCGACCCCAGAGCCAUGACCAGGGCUGUAAACAUUCUGUUUUCUCACUCAGGGUGUGCGCCGGAGAAGGUAAGUGCUGUUCCAGCGGGUUUACAUCGCAACCGACAGCGCGGGUUGUGAUGUAACGUGUAACAAAAACAUCCAAAACAGACAAAAACCAAAACGAAACUAAAAAGCUGUGGUAGUAAAGUGCUUGCGUGCCCCAUUUUGCUUUGUUUGGCUGGUUAUGAGUGGAUUAAAGAUACGUUGAAAAAAAAAAAAAUAAUACAAACCAAACCCCAACAAAAUCUCCAGCGUAGUUUGAUUAGUUCCAAGUCAAUUCUCUUCGCUAGCAGUCCUUUUCACAGCUUGCAGCCGCACAGCCCUGCGGCCCCGUGGGGAGGGCUGGGGGUGGGGUGGGGGGGUUCUGUGCUCCCGAGCAGCAGUCAGGUCUGUGAGCUGUGUGUGGGAGCGCAGGGGGCUCAUUGGCGGGUCCUGGCAGCAGCACACACCGCGACGUGCUGCAGUCGGGUGCUGAGCACUGGGUGGUUUCUCAGCGCCGUCGGAAGGCGCGAGGCUGCGCCAGGCUGGGGCCGGGAGGCACGGCUGGCUGCAAGCUGUGGGAAUGGCUCGUGUUUGGUUCACUGUAGCUUUCUGGUCUCUGCACUCCAAGGCAAGAUCUCUAACCACCCAAACCCAAUGUGUCGAGCGAGCCGCGGGCACGGCGCAGCCCCUGACCGCCUCUGUGUGUUCCUGUUGCAGGGAGGACGGAUCCCAUCCCAAUUGUCGUCAAGUACGAUGUCAUGGGCAUGGGGCGCAUGGAGAUGGAGCUCGACUACGCCGAAGAUGCCACUGAGCGGAGGCGUGUACUGGAGGUGGAGAAAGAAGACACCGAGGAGCUGAGGCAGAAGUACAAGGAUUAUGUGGAUAAGGAGAAGGCGAUCGCCAAGGCUUUGGAGGACCUCAGAGCCAACUUCUACUGCGAGCUCUGCGACAAGCAGUACCAGAAGCACCAGGAGUUUGACAACCACAUCAACUCCUACGACCACGCUCACAAGCAGGAAAGAACUCAGGAUUAUUGCGAAACAGGGACAAUAGACGAUGUAUUGAAAGCAAACCCUUCUAAUUUCGGAGCCCAGAUCACACGAAGGUUGAAAGAUCUCAAGCAGAGGGAGUUUGCUCGUAACGUCUCCUCAAGAUCACGGAAGGAUGAACGGAAGCAGGAGAGGGCCCUGCGGCGUCUGCACGAGCUGGCCGAGCAGCGGAGGCAGCCCGAGUGCGCUCCGGGAAGCGGCCCCAUGUUCAGAACCACCACUGUGGCUGUGGACGAGGAAGGUGGGGACGACGAUGACGCUGCGGCCAACAGCAGCUCUUUCACCCAGUUGUCGGGCCCAGGCGGGGAGAUGGGCACAGACAGGGGUUUCCUGAAUGUGGGGCAGGGUGGUGGCGGUGCCGUGCCAGGCCAGGCGCCCCUGCAGGCAGCACAAGCCGUCAGCUUUGGCAUUAAGGGCGCGUUGGGAACCCCGCUGCAGAAGAUCGGUGUGUCGUUUUCCUUUGCCAAGAAGACCCCGGUGAAGCUGGAGACCAUCGCUUCGGUUUUCAAGGACCACGUGGAUGAAUCGAGUUCUGCAGAUGGAGCAAAAGCUGAUGAGAAAGGGUCCUCGGAUGGAGGGGGCCUGCAGAAAGCUGGAGAGGGUGAAAGCACAAACAAUUCCGAUGGCAAGGCGGAUGACGACGACCAUGACAAAGACAGCGGGUCUCUGGCCACCACGCUGUCUAAACUGAAAAAGAUGAGGCGAGAGGACGGACCGACGGCGGUUGAACCAGAGUACUACCAUUAUAUCCCCCCAGCCCACUGUAAAGUAAAGCCCAACUUCCAGUUCCUGCUUUUCAUGAAGUCCACAGAACAAACAGAAGCUGAAAACGUGAACAAAAAAAACACAAAUGAAGUCAGAAAGGGAAAUUCCCCCAAACCCAAACCCAGCAAGCAGGCGGAGAAGGCAGCGGAGAGCACGGUGCAGCCAAAGGAGCAGAGUGCACCCGAAAGCACUUCCCAGCAGGGCAAGGCAGAGCAGAAGGAAGCCCCAGAAGAUGUGAGUGUGCAGGAGAGCAAGAGCGCGGCAGAGAGCGGCCUGCCUGAGCCAGGCGUGCCCGGCGAUGCUGCCCAGCCUGCCCCGAGCUGUAAGGACGUCCCAGAGGGGCCCAGGCCGCCGCCGGGGCCCUUCAUUCCAGUUCUGAGUAAGGACGAGAGCACCACUCUGCAGUGGCCUUCGGAGCUCCUCAUAUUUACCAAAGCGGAGCCGUCUGUUUCCUACAGCUGUAAUCCUCUGUACUUUGAUUUCAAGCUCUCCCGCAACAAAGAUGCAAAAGGCAAAGGGGCUGAGAAAUCCAAGGAUCCGGGUGGGCUGUGCAGGGAGAACAUCCAGAGCGCAGAGUUCGGAGAGGUGAGCAAAGCCAAGGAGGCGGACAGCAGCACCGACGGUUCUGGGGGAGCGGAGAGCAGAUUGCUGCCCCAGGGCAAGCAGGAGGGCUGCCUGCAGGGCAAGGGCGAGGGCGAGGGUGAGGGUGAUGAGAGUGGGAGGAGCGGAAGCGGCCGGGGUAAAGCUGGCAAAUCCCACAAGCACAAGAAGAAAAAGAAGCACAAAAAGUCCAGCAGGCACAAACGGAAACACAAGGAGGAGCCCGAGGAAAAGAGCCGCAAAACCGACCUGGGCGAGGAGAAACCCCGGAAACGGAGACGGCACCGGCACAAAAAAGUGAAAUCUUCUCUUUCUACCGAAUCGGAGCGGGCGCUGAAGGCGGAGCUGUCCGAGGAGUGCGGCCACUUCCAGAAGAAGAAGCGCUGCUCGCAGGAGUCGCAGAGGAAGUCUCUGUCGGCAGAGGAGGGCAGCAGUGGGAAAAAGGAGGACAGCGGUGCCUCGUGCCCCGAGCACGGCCCCAAGAAGCGCAGGGCUGCACGCCGGCGGUGCCUGGGGCCGCGCCGCAGCCGGCGGAGCAGCGGGGAUGAGGACGACAGCGACGAGGGCUCCCAUGGUAAGCGCUCGCAGUACAGCGACGACUACGGGUCGGGCAGCGAGCGCUCACAGAGCCGCUCCGCGUCGGGGCGCGGGCACUCGUCGCGGCGGUCCUACUCCAGCAGCUCCGACGCCUCAUCCGACCGCAGCCGCUACAGCCGCCGCAGGAGCUACUCCGACAGCUACAGCGACUACAGCGAGCGGUCGCGGUGCUCCAAGCGCUCGCAGGACUCGGAGGACGACUCCGACUACAACAGGUCGAAGCGGCGUAAGUACUCCUCUUCUGAGGACUACAGCUCGAGCCGCAGCAGGUCGAGGAGCCGGAGCAGGAGGUCGAGGACGCGCAGCCGGGGCCGGACACGGAGCAGCAGCUGCAGCCGCAGUCGCAGCAAGAGGAGGAGCCGCAGCGUGACGGGGCGCAGCUGGAAGCGCAGCCGCAGCUACAGCCGCGGGCGCAGCACCAGGAGCCACUCGCAGCGGUCGCUCUCCAGGAAGGGCUCCCGCGGCCACGAGAGCCCCGAGGAGAGGAGGUCGGGGAGGAGGGACUUCAUCAGGUCCAAGAUCUACCGCUCGCAGUCGCCGCACUACUUCCGGGCGGCGCGAGGUGAAGGGGCCGUGAAGAAGGAGGAUGGCAAAGGGGAGGAGCCCAGGGGGUCCCAGAACAGCAGCUCGGGCACCAGCCGUGCCUCCGAGGGUGACUGCAGCCCCGAGGAGAGGAACUCCGUCACCGCUAAGCUGCUCCUGGAGAAGGUCCAGUCCCGGAAGGUGGAGAAGAAGCCCUGUGUCGCUGAUGAGAUGCUGGCGGGGGCCGGCAAGGUGGGCAUCAAGCUCAAAGACCCUCCGCAGGGCUACUUCGGCCCAAAGCUCCCUCCUUCUCUGGGCAACAAGCCCGUUCUGCCCUUAAUUGGGAAACUGCCGACCGUGCGAAAGCCCAACACCAAGAGGUACGAGGAGUCCGGGAUGGAGAGGGGCGAGGAGCUGUCGGAUUCCGAGGGGGCGGAGGAUGCGCCGCUGGGCGGGCAGCCGCUGCUGGGGGACGCGGCGAUGGGGCUGCAGGACGCGGCUCUGGAGGAGCAGAAGCGUGAGGAGGAGAUGCCCUCCGUUCCCCUGGAGGCGCCGGCGCUGCCCGAGUGCUUCAGCUCCGGGGACCUGGUGCUGCCCCACGCCUUCCUCGCGGCCCCGGGCGAUGGGGAGGCGCUGGAGCCCAUGGACGGGGGCAGCCAGCCCGUGCCCGUGGACACGGCCAUGAUGCCGCUGGUCCCCGACGUGGAGCACUUCCCUGGCUACGUGCCGCAGGGCGCCGAGCCCGGCAUGGAGGGGGACCGCGACGCAGGGGAGGACUCCUCGCUCGCGCCGCUGGAGAGCCAGCCCAUCACCUUCACGCCCGAGGAGAUGGAGAAGUACAGCAAGCUGCAGCAGGCGGCCCAGCAGCACAUCCAGCAGCAGCUCCUGGCCAAGCAGGUCAAGGCCUUCCCCGCCUCAGCCGCGCUGGCCCCCGCGGCGCCCGCCCUGCAGCCCAUCCACAUCCCGCAGCCGGCGGCCGCCUCGGCCACGUCCAUCACCACGGUGCAGCACGCCAUCCUGCAGCACCACGCGGCCGCCGCCGCCGCCGCCAUCGGCAUCCACCCCCACCCCCAUCCGCAGCCCCUCGCUCAGGUGCACCACAUCCCCCAGCCCCACCUGACGCCCAUCUCCUUGUCCCACCUCACCCACUCCAUCAUCCCGGGCCACCCCGCCACCUUCCUCACCAGCCACCCCAUUCACAUCAUUCCGGCCUCGGCCAUCCACCCGGGCCCCUUCACCUUCCACCCCGUGCCCCACGCGCUUUACCCGACGCUCCUCGCCCCACGUCCCGCUGCCGCCGCCGCCGCCACGGCGCUGCACCUUCACCCUUUGCUGCACCCCAUCUUCUCAGGGCAGGACUUGCAGCACCCCCCGAGCCACGGCACCUGAAGGGCGGGCGCGGAGCCGCUGUGGGGGACGGGUGUUGUGCUCGGGGGCGAAGCUGACCCAGCUGGAAGGUGAGGAUGGGAUUUACGUUCACUCUCGAGCAGCCAAAGAAACACGGAGGGGUCAGCGCGUGUAGGGCGCUCCAAUGGGACCGCCAGUGGGACAUCCAGUGGGACCUCCGAUGGGCUCCAGUCGGUCAUCUGAUGGCACCCCCAGAGGCCUCUGAUGGGACAUCAUCCAGUGGGGCCUCCAAAGGCCUCCAAUGGGACCUCCAAUGGGCUCCAGUGGAACAUCUGAUGGGAUCUGCAGUGGGCUCCAAUGGGAUAUCCAAUUGGACUCCAGGGGGACCCCCAGUGAGACAUCCAAUGGACUCCCAGUAGGACAUCCAACGGGCUCCAGUGGAACACCUGAUGGGAUCUACGGGGGGCUCCAGCGUGGCAUCCAUUUGGACUCCAGUGGGACCCCGGAGGCUCCAGUGGCACCCCCAGGGGGCUCCAAUUGGACUUCAGUGGGACAUCCAAUGAGCUCCAAUGGGACUCCACUGGGCUCCGGUGGGACAUCUGAUGGGGCUUCCAAAGGGUCCAAUGGGAUCUCCGAUGGGCUUCGGUGGGACAUCCGAUGGGACUCCAGUGGGACAUCCGAUGGGUGCCAGUGGGACCCCCAGUGGGACAUCCAGUGGGUUCCCCCAUGGGACGCGCGGUGGACCCACACUCCUCCCGGCCGUCCCCACAGCUCCGUGCGGCGCUGGGCCUCCACGACCCCCAGCUGUUGGAGGGGCUCCUCCCAGGAAGGCCCCCAGCCCCACGGCUGCCCAUGGGGUGGAGCUGCAGAGGGCGGGAGGAGCGCUGUGCCCAUCCCCCGUUAAUUUAUAGGAUAUCUCUAUUUUUGUUUAACGUACAGAAUUGCACUGAGGGCGGGGGGGGGGGCGCGGGGGGUCGGGUCGGGGUGUUGGGGACCCACUGCUCGUUAACCUCCCGCUGCUUAACGAGCGCUGCCGGCCUGUAUUUAACUGUGUCACAUAAGAGAGAUAUAAAUAUAUAUAUAUGCUGUACAAUGGGGGGGCUUUCUAAUAAAGCGACGGUUUGUGGAA
This is a messenger RNA of Gallus gallus (chicken), 9150 nucleotides long. RefSeq names its product G-patch domain containing 8 (gene GPATCH8). The transcript is spliced from 8 exons. Bases 3900 to 8063 code for a protein of 1387 amino acids. Gene Ontology annotation, molecular function: nucleic acid binding. Gene Ontology annotation, cellular component: nucleus. The record is from RefSeq and is a predicted model, not a curated record. NCBI's taxonomy places the organism in Eukaryota, Metazoa, Chordata, Aves, Galliformes, Phasianidae.